Raphanus sativus (radish) is the source of this 1053-nucleotide messenger RNA. Its product is annotated as MATH domain and coiled-coil domain-containing protein At3g58360-like. NCBI's taxonomy places the organism in Eukaryota, Viridiplantae, Streptophyta, Magnoliopsida, Brassicales, Brassicaceae. The transcript is spliced from 4 exons. The record is from RefSeq and is a predicted model, not a curated record. The coding region runs from base 71 to 934 and encodes 287 amino acids. Gene Ontology annotation, molecular function: protein binding.
UAUCUAAGUCAAAAGAAUUGUGUUGAUAGCCGCUCAGGUUCUAGGGUUUUCCGUUUCUUCAUCGAGAUCAAUGGAGAAGAAGUUUGAUAAGAAGUUCACUUGGGUAAUCAAAGAUUUCUCUUCUUUGAAAUCGGUGAAUAUAUUGUCAGAUAUUUUCGUCGUCCGUGGCUGCAAAUGGCAACUUAAUGCAUAUCCUAAAGGAAACAAGGGUCAUAACUUUUUGUCCUUGUUUCUGGAAGUCGCCGGUUAUGAAUCCCUGCCAUCUGGAUGGAGAAGACACGUACGAUUUCGACUCAUUGUUGUAAAUCAACGUUCGGAGACACUCUCCCGGCAAAAUGAAGGACAAAACUGGUUUGAAGAGAAGCCUAACGGCUGGGGUUUUGCAUCCAUGCUUUCUCUUGAUGAAAUUAAUGCCAAAGAUAGUGGGUUCCUGGUGAAUGGGGAGCUCAAGAUUGUUGCCGAGAUAGAACUUCUUGAAGUUAUUGGCAAAGUAGAUGUUAAUGGGUUUCACCUUCUUUCUUCACAGGUGGAAUCUGUGAGCCGUAUGUUUGAAAAGCAUCCAGAAACUGCUUCUGAAGUCCAUCUAAAGAACCCAAAUCUUAGGACAGGUUACAUGAGUUUGCUACUCAGUCUGAUAGAUACUCUGUGCCAGUCGCCUCACAAGCUCCCCAAGGAUGAUCUGGAUGAGGCGUAUUAUGCACUGGAAUCCUUGACUGAUGCUGGUUUUAAGUUGGAUUGGUUGGAGAAAAAAAUUUCUCAUGUGUUAGAAAGGAAGGAGAAAGAAAAAGACGGUGAGAUUCGUAAGAAAGCAAUUGAAAGAGAGUUGAAAGAUUUGAAGGAAAAGUGCUCAGAUCUUGAAGCUCAGCUGGAGAAGGAGAAGUCAGAAGCGUUGGCUGCUAAAACCACUAUCUUAUUUGAUGAUGUUAUCCAAUAAUCUCGAGUUAUUAGAAUUUAGACACUUGAAGUUUGUUCUUAUUUGGUUAUGCAUUAUCUCUUAUUUGGUUAUGCAUUAUCUCACUUAAAAUUAUUGAAACUCCUUUUAUUUUAGCUCUC